UUUUGACGUUUGUCUUUGAAUUGAAAUGUUUACAAAUGGCCAAGCCAAGGGUCGUUCAUGUUAUUUUAUUUUGCUAAAAACGUUCAAACUCAAGUAACAAAUGAAAAUGGCAAAUAAUUUAGACUUCAACAAAAUAUGUCGAACAUGUUUAUCAGAUGCAGGCCCAAUGUCUAAUAUAUUCACAGUGUGUAGCCCAGAUAUGUUCCAAUAUUGCACUUCUGUGGAGAUUUCUGUUGAAGAUUUGUUACCAAAUCAAGUAUGUCAGGCCUGCUUGAGUUUACUCAAUAGUUUUUACAGUUUCAAGCAAGAGGUUGUAAGAUGUGAUACUAUUCUAAAACAGUCAAUGGAAGAACACAUAAAAGUUGAAACUAGAGUUAACGAGAUAGUGGAUUUCGAUAAUGUGGCUGCUUUCACUGAUAUAGCAUCAUCAUUAGAGGACGAAUCAGACAAUAGGAAUAUAGAAUACCAAGUGGAAGAACAGGAGACAAUAAAGUGGGACAGGAAAUGCAGAAGUCGUACAAUACACACUUCACAACAAUCAAAAAAGAAGUCUAGAAUGAAAUGUGCAAAAUGUGAGAAAAGUUUCCAGAAAUAUGAAAAUUUUGAAGCUCACAUGAGAAGUCAUUUCGGCAAAAAGCCAGACAUAAAAUGCGAGCACUGUGAAAAGUCAUUCCCAACCCUUCGCAGUUUGACAAGCCACGUGAGGACUCACACAGGCGUGCGCAAGUACCAGUGUCUCACAUGUGGCAAGAACUUCGCGUACCUCAACGUGCUGAAGAACCAUGAAAUGAUACACGCCGGAAUCAAGAAACACGCUUGUCAUAUUUGUGACGCUAAGUUUGUACAGCUGUAUAAUCUGAAGUCACAUUUAACAACCCAUACUAAAUCCAAGAACUACGAAUGCGGACAGUGCGGCAAGCGUUUCUCUCAAUCCGGCAACCUGAAGACACAUCUCAUACGACAUACCGGCAUUAAGAAUAUCGCAUGCACCAUUUGUGAUAUGAGGUUCUUUAUCAAGGGUGACAUGUAUAAACACAUGGCGACGCACUCGUCAGACAAACCUUUCUCUUGCGAUAUUUGCGAUAAGACGUACAAGAGUAAAAACUUCCAAAUCAUACACAUGAGAACACAUACAGGAGAACGUCCAUACGCAUGCGAUAUGUGCCCGAAGAAGUUUAUGGCGCGAAAAGACAUGCGGAACCACCGCAUGAUACACACAGGAGAGAAACCCCACAAAUGUCAGUUGUGCGACCAGGCUUUCAUUCAAAAAUGCGCCCUCAACAGGCAUCUGAAAGGCCACGGUAGACUGGAUACCACCGAAGGUAUAAAUAAUAUGGAAGUCGCAAAUAUCACGCCUAUAGCAGUUUCCUAUGCGACGUGGAACGGUGCGUGAAAUUUGUUGUCAAUAAAAAUAAAGUCUAGUCUGUA
Messenger RNA from Plodia interpunctella (Indianmeal moth), 1428 nucleotides. Its product is annotated as oocyte zinc finger protein XlCOF6.1-like. Lineage: Eukaryota; Metazoa; Arthropoda; Insecta; Lepidoptera; Pyralidae. The coding region runs from base 101 to 1393 and encodes 430 amino acids. Gene Ontology annotation, cellular component: nucleus. Gene Ontology annotation, biological process: regulation of transcription by RNA polymerase II. Gene Ontology annotation, molecular function: DNA-binding transcription factor activity, RNA polymerase II-specific; zinc ion binding; RNA polymerase II transcription regulatory region sequence-specific DNA binding. The record is from RefSeq and is a predicted model, not a curated record. The transcript has 8 exons.